AUGUGUCGUGGCGGCCGCAUGUUCGCCCCGACCAAGACCUGGCGGCGCUGGCACCGCAGAGUGAACAUCAUGCAGAAGCGCUACGCCAUCUGCUCUGCUCUGGCUGCCUCUGCCCUCCCAGCUCUGGUCAUGUCUAAAGGCCACCGCAUUGAGGAGAUUCCAGAACUUCCUCUGGUUGUUGAGGACAAGGUUGAGGGCUACAAGAAAACCAAGGAAGCUGUUCUCCUUCUGAAAAAGCUUAAAGCUUGGAAUGACAUCAAAAAGGUUUACGCCUCCCAGCGCAUGAGGGCUGGGAAGGGUAAGAUGAGGAAUCGGCGCCGCAUCCAGCGCAGGGGACCCUGCAUCAUCUACAACGAGGACAACGGCAUCAUCAGAGCCUUCCGGAACAUCCCAGGAAUCACUCUGCUGAACGUGAACAAGCUGAACCUGCUGCGCCUGGCUCCCGGGGGCCACGUGGGGCGUUUCUGCAUCUGGACAGAGAGCGCCUUCCGCAAGCUGGACGAUCUGUACGGCACCUGGCGCAAGGCUGCAACGCUCAAGAGCGACUACAACCUGCCAAUGCACAAGAUGACCAAUACAGAUAUUGGAAGAAUCAUGAGAAGCCAGGAAAUCCAGAAGGCCCUGCGUGCUCCAAAGAAGAAGAUUCAGCGCAGGGUCCUGAAGAAGAACCCGCUGAAGAACCUGAGAAUCAUGAUCAAGUUGAACCCGUACGCCAAAACCAUGCGGCGCAACACCAUCCUGCGGCACGCGCAGAACCACAAACUCAAGGAAGAGAAGAAAGCCAAGGCCCGGGCCAAGCUGGCAGACAAGGCCCCAGCUGCCCCCAAAGCAGAGCCUGCCGCCAAGAAGGCCAAGACAGCCAAGGCAGCCAAGCCCGCAGCCAAGGCCAAGGCUGAGGCGUAACCGCGGCUGUGCUGCCCCGGCUCCCUGCGGGGGCUGUGCCCGGGCUCUGUCCUGAAUAAACGCUG
This is a messenger RNA of Ficedula albicollis (Collared flycatcher), 968 nucleotides long. It is a transcript of the gene RPL4, whose product is annotated as ribosomal protein L4. NCBI's taxonomy places the organism in Eukaryota, Metazoa, Chordata, Aves, Passeriformes, Muscicapidae. Gene Ontology annotation, molecular function: structural constituent of ribosome; RNA binding. Gene Ontology annotation, biological process: translation. The transcript has 7 exons. Bases 1 to 903 code for a protein of 300 amino acids. The record is from RefSeq and is a predicted model, not a curated record. Gene Ontology annotation, cellular component: cytosolic large ribosomal subunit; ribosome.